Messenger RNA from Gongylonema pulchrum, 1034 nucleotides. The record is from the annotation of a GenBank genome assembly. NCBI's taxonomy places the organism in Eukaryota, Metazoa, Nematoda, Chromadorea, Rhabditida, Gongylonematidae.
AUGUGCAUUUUCGUGGUUACGCAAAAAUUCUGGAAAACACCUGCGAUGAGCGUGUUCGGGAAAAUAUUUGGUGGCGGCAAGAAGACGCAGGCGCCGCCAGCAACACCCCAGGAAUCGAUACAGAAAUUACGGGAAACCGAGGAGAUGCUUGUCAAAAAGCAGGAAUUCCUGGAAAAGAAAAUAGAAGCUAUUUUUUUUUCAGCGAUGAGCGUGUUCGGGAAAAUAUUUGGUGGUGGCAAGAAGACGCAGGCGCCACCAGCGACACCACAAGAAUCGAUACAGAAAUUACGGGAAACCGAGGAGAUGCUUGUCAAAAAGCAGGAAUUCCUGGAAAAGAAAAUAGAAGCUAAACAAUUCGAAAAGCAACUUCAACAUAUCGACGGGGUAUUGUCCACAAUCGAAUUCCAACGGGAAGCCCUGGAAAAUGCGUCGACAAAUGCCGAAGUGUUGCAAGUGAUGGGUUCGGCUGCAAAAGCACUGAAAACAGCGCACAAUGAUAUGGAUGUGGAUCAGGUGCAUGAUUUGAUGGAAGAUAUAGCCGAGCAGCAAGAAGUUGCCAAUGAAAUAGCGGAAGCAAUCAGUAAUCCGGUUGGUUUUGGACAAGACGUCGAUGAAGAUGAGUUACUCAAAGAGUUGGAGGAACUUGAACAGGUGCAUGAUUUGAUGGAAGAUAUAGCCGAACAGCAAGAAGUUGCCAAUGAAAUAGCAGAAGCAAUCAGUAAUCCGGUUGGUUUUGGACAAGACGUCGAUGAAGAUGAGUUACUCAAAGAGUUGGAGGAACUUGAACAGGUCUCGUUUUUUCAAAUUUUUUUAUUUUUACUCAUUCAAAAUUUUAUUUUUGCGCAGCUAACUUGGAAUAUUUAUCAGAAUUGUAAAGGAAACCGUAAAAAGGCAGAGCAUGGAACGAUAGUGAUAUCACGAACGGAACCCCCUUUUUUUGCCGUAAAGUAUCAAUCGAAAGGGACUCAAACCACUCGUCUUUACAUUCGAACGCGACGUGCUAAAUCAGUAUCCUGCCUUCCUUCUGUGUAGCC